AUGAAUAGACUUACUAACGAGCAACGCUUGCAAAUCAUUGAAUUUUAUUACCAAAAUCAGUGUUCGGUUCGAAAUGUGUUUCGCGCUUUACGCCCGAUUUAUGGUCUACAUAAUCGACCAAGUGAGCAAACAAUUAAUGCGAUUGUGACCAAGUUUCGCACUCAGUUUACUUUAUUGGACAUUAAACCAACCACACGAAUGCGUACAGUGCGUACAGAAGAGAAUAUUGCGUCUGUUUCUGAGAGUGUUGCUGAAGACCGUGAAAUGUCUAUUCGUCGCCGUUCGCAGCAAUUGGGUUUGUGUUAUUCGACCACAUGGAAGAUUUUACGCAAAGAUCUUGGUGUAAAACCGUAUAAAAUACAGCUCCUGCAAGAACUGAAGCCGAACGAUCUGCCACAACGUCGAAUUUCCAGUGAAUGGGCCCUAGAAAAGUUGGCAGAAAAUCCGCUUUUUUAUCGACAAAUUUUGUUCAGCGAUGAGGCUCAUUUCUGGUUGAAUGGCUACGUAAAUAAGCAAAAUUGCCGCAUUUGGAGUGAAGAGCAACCAGAAGCCGUUCAAGAACUGCCCAUGCAUCCCGAAAAAUGCACUGUUUGGUGUGGUUUGAACGCUGGUGGAAUCAUUGGACCGUAUUUUUUCAAAGAUGCUGUUGGACGCAACGUUACAGUGAAUGGCGAUCGCUAUCGUUCGAUGCUAACAAACUUUUUGUUGCCAAAAAUGGAAGAACUGAACUUGGUUGACAUGUGGUUUCAACAAGAUGGCGCUACAUGCCACACAGCUCGCGAUUCUAUGACCAUUUUGAGGGAAAACUUCGGAGAACAAUUCAUCUCAAGAAAUGGACCGGUAAGUUGGCCACCAAGAUCAUGCGAUUUGACGCCUUUAGACUAUUUUUUGUGGGGCUACGUCAAGUCUAAAGUCUACAGAAAUAAGCCAGUAACUAUUCCAGCUUUGGAAGACAACAUUUCCGAAGAAAUUCGGGCUAUUCCGGCCGAAAUGCUCGAAAAAGUUGCCCAAAAUUGGACUUUCCGAAUGGACCACCUAAGACGCAGCCGCGGUCAACAUUUAAAUGAAAUUAUCUUCAAAAAGUAAAUGUCAUGUACCAAUCUAACGUUUAAAAUAAAGAACCGAUGAGAUUUUGAAAAUUUUAUGCGUUUUAUUGUUUAAAAAAGUUCUCAAGCUCUUAAAAAAUCACCCUGUAAUUCCUUGCUCGAUCUAAUAUAGCACUACUCACAAUAAUCUCGAAAAGUUUCGAUGAAGCGGAAAGAUUAGUUAUGCCACGAUAGUUUACAACAUUACGACGAUCGCCAUCUUUGAUUAUUGGGCAAAUGUAAGAUUGUUUCCAUAUCCGUGAGAAUUUGGGUUGCUCAAAUGAUCGAGUGAAAAUAACACUUAGUGGUCCAGCUAAAGCGUCAAUACAGCGACGUAAAAUAACAGCAGAUAAGCCAUCGGGCCCAGGAGAAAAUGAACUUUUCAGUUUUUUGGCAGCGCAUUGGACCAUCUGCGGGGUAACGAUGAAAGUGUUUAAGUUUAUCAUGUCAACUGGAACAUCCGAAACAGCAGCUUCCGUAUCGCUACUUGAAGUGAAACUGCUCGAAAAAACACUAGCGAAAUGCUUGGCAAACAGCUCACACGAUUCCGAAACUGACACAGCCGUCUCAUCGCCAAGAAAUACAUUCGAAGGUACAGAUGAACUUUUUCUUUUUGAGUUAACAAAACGCCAAAAACUUCUUGGGUUGCGUUUCAGUUUAGUCUGCGUACGGGGUACAUAUGAUUUGUAUAAACUUGCAUUGAGAGCGCGGUAGGCAUUGACCGAGUGAUGAAAAUUACGAACGUUAACAGCAUUUCGUAGACGAUGCAUUUUUCGCUGAUAUGAGUUUCGCUUACGUUUUAAUUGUCGUAGUUCCCAAGUGCUCCAAGCUGGGGUGACAGAUGGUCUGAGGCGAGGUACAUUUUGAUCAAGCCAGCUAUUUAUUUCAAAGCAGAAGAUUUCUGCCAUAACAUCAACUUCCCUGGUAGCAAACAAUAAAUCCCAAUCUACAGAAAAAUCCACCAACCGGUAAUUCAAUGGGCGCAUGGCACCGCUAUCAUCAUUCUUUGUCAUAUCGGUGUUAUCGGCA
Molecule: messenger RNA, 2114 nt
Organism: Malaya genurostris
Lineage: Eukaryota; Metazoa; Arthropoda; Insecta; Diptera; Culicidae
Exons: 1
Coding region: 1-1086 (361 amino acids)
Molecular function (GO): nucleic acid binding
Source: RefSeq, a predicted model, not a curated record